Messenger RNA from Saccostrea echinata, 1008 nucleotides. Its product is annotated as protein IMPACT homolog. The transcript has 2 exons. The record is from RefSeq and is a predicted model, not a curated record. Gene Ontology annotation, cellular component: cytoplasm. Gene Ontology annotation, biological process: regulation of translational initiation. The coding region runs from base 1 to 1008 and encodes 335 amino acids. Lineage: Eukaryota; Metazoa; Mollusca; Bivalvia; Ostreida; Ostreidae.
AUGCCGUUCCCCUCUGCUAACUUUGGGCCUUUAAACCCAUUUAGUGUACCGUUCGCUCCUUGCCCUGAGCAAAUAACGGAUCCGUUCAAAACUUUAGCAAGUUUGUCACAAGCCGUGGGUGAUAUUAAGGCUGAUCUAUGGGAACAGGAUGGGUUUGAAGACAAGAUACAAUUCAUUGCAAAACAACAAGAAGACAGUAUAGCGGAGAUAGACAGUCUAAAAUCUGAAAAUGCAUCCCUACGUAAGGAUAUUGAAAUGCUAAAAUCUGUUGUAAUCAGACUUGAAAGAAGAGUCACAGAACAAGAAAAGGAAAUUAUUGAUCUAAAGGGACGAUCCAUGAAAAACAAUAUCCUUAUACAUAACCUGGAAGAAGAAGAAGGAGAAGAUCUAUUCAGCAAAAUUCCCCGCCUGCUUCAUGAAAAUCUAGAAAUAGAAGGAAUAGAGUUUGCUAAUAUCCAUAGGAAUGCGGGUGACAGAAGGCAAGGAGGUAAGCCCCGAACUAUAACAGGCCGGUUGGUGAGAUUUGAGAAUAAAGAUCGUAUAUUGAAGCAGCAGAGAAAAAAGAAAGAUGAAGGUGUUCAACUACCGUUCUACAUCACACCUCAGUCACCCGUUCAAAAAGAACAGCAGAAGCUAGAGGAAAUCGAAGUUAAACGCUCCAACACUCUCUCAGAAUCAGGAAAUCAAAUUAGCGCAGCUGCAGUUGAGGUAGAGACAUAUGCAAAAGUUCGGAACUUCUAUAGGAAAAUUUCCAUGGAUCCAGUUUAUGGGCGUGCCAAUCACAAUAUACUGGUAUACCGUUUUAAAGACAAUUCUGGGACUAUACAUGACGGAUACUGUGAUGACGGCGAAUUUGGAGCUGGAAGGAAAAUGCUUAAAAUUCUGCAAGAUCAAAACUUGACAAAUGUGUCCGUUGUGAUAUCGCGCAUGAUGGGAAAGCAUCUUGGUCCGAAACGCUUCGAUAUAAUGGAGAAAGCGUUAUUUGACGCCCUCAAAGAACUUUUGUAG